Molecule: messenger RNA, 1843 nt
Organism: Tripterygium wilfordii
Lineage: Eukaryota; Viridiplantae; Streptophyta; Magnoliopsida; Celastrales; Celastraceae
Product: glucan endo-1,3-beta-glucosidase 11-like
Exons: 4
Coding region: 238-1515 (425 amino acids)
Biological process (GO): carbohydrate metabolic process
Cellular component (GO): plasma membrane
Molecular function (GO): hydrolase activity, hydrolyzing O-glycosyl compounds
Source: RefSeq, a predicted model, not a curated record
CACCCACGUUGACUAUCGUGCGCUCGAGUGCACAGUAUACUCUCCUUCCACAGUCAAAGCAGCCGCUCCAUCCCAGCUCUACUCCUCCUUCUGUACUCCACUCCUGCAUUUGCUUUCGCAGUUUGUUAUCUCUGUGAGUAUCAAUUGACUGCGAGUGUGCGCGAGCUCGUCACUCUAGACUUCAUUGUAGUCGGUAUAGAGUCUCGGCACAUAAAGACCAUUCAUUUUUACAGAUCAAUGGAGAUCAAUAGAUUCUUCUACUGUUCUUCAAUGGCGGUUCUGUUAAUCUCAGGAUUCAUGUUUCCGGUGAUGGUUGGUUCGCUUGGUAUCAACUAUGGACAAGUUGGGAACAAUCUGCCGACGCCGGAGACUGUUGUGCCUCUGGUGAAAGCAAUCGGAGCGACGAAGGUCAAGCUCUACGACACGAAUCCACGAAUACUGAAAGCUUUUGCGAAUACUGGAGUGGAGUUCAUCGUAAUGCUUCCGAAUGAGUGCUUGUCCGCCAUGAGAGAUCCUAAGGAAGCUCAGGAUUGGGUGAAGCAGAAUGUUCAGGCGUACCUUCCGGCCACUAAAAUCACCUGCAUUUCCGCCGGAAACGAGAUUCUCACCUACAAUGACACCUCUCUCUCCAAUCACCUCCUCCCGGCGAUGCAGAGCAUGCAGUCGGCGCUCGUGACUCUCGGACUGGACAAGCAGGUCACAAUCACCACGACGCACUCAUUGGCCAUCCUGGAGACCUCGUAUCCACCGUCUGCCGGCGCAGUCCGGCGAGAUCUGGUCGGUCCCGUUACUAAAAUCUUGGACUUCCAUCUCAAAACAGGGUCUCCGUUUUUAAUCAAUGCGUAUCCUUACUUCGCCUACAAGAACAAUCCGAAGCAAGUCUCGCUCGAUUUCGUCCUCUUUCAGCCAAAUCAGGGAGUUCUCGAUCCGACCUCGAAUCUUCACUACGACAACAUGCUGUUUGCCCAAAUCGACGCCGUUUACUCUGCACUCGCUUCUUUAGGAUACAAGAAUCUCACCGUUGACAUCUCUGAGACAGGAUGGCCAUCGAAAGGAGACGAGGACGAAGCCGGAGCGACACCAGAGUAUGCGAAGAAGUACAAUGGGAAUCUACUCAAAGUCAUCUCUCAAAAGAAGGGGACUCCGAUGAAGCCCGACUGCGAUUUGAACAUCUAUGUCUUUGCUCUGUUUAACGAGAACAUGAAACCCGGUCCGACGUCGGAGAGGAAUUAUGGUUUGUUUAAGCCGGACGGAACUCCGGUUUAUAACCUCGGAAUCAGCACGGCCAGCGUUGUUAGUAGUAACACCAGUACCGGUGGUAGCAGUGGUGGCAAUGGUGGUGGUGGUGGUGGUGGUGUCAAUGUCAAUUCCGGCACACCACAGCCGCCGAACGGUUAUUUGUCCAUUACUUCCGACUCUGAAAAAUGUGGACCAGUGGCAUCUUUGUUGUUCUUGAUAAGCUGCUGGACCUUGUGCCUUGUUUGUUUGCCCUUUUGGGGGGUUUUGUCUAUUUGAGAAUCCUCAUGAUCUUAGAGAUCUACUAUUAGAAUCCAGCCGUUAAAAGCAAUGGAGAAGAGAUAUCUAGAGAGAAUAAAGGUUCUUUUUGCGGAGGGGCGAUUGUUUUGGUAUGUUGAUCUGUAAGAUGUUUAAUAAUGUUAAAGAGUCUGUUAGAUCAGAGACAUUGUAGUGCAUUUCCAUGGUAGAUUGAUUAUUGAAUUUCUGUUGUUUGUAUCUCCUCCCCCAUUGUGGUUAGCGGUGAAGAUUGCUAGUGUACAAUGAGAUUAAUUCUUCUGUCAACAUUUCCUGCUUCUUUUAAAGAACCUCCCUCAUCUUCAAUGUGGUA